AAUUUUGCCGCCAUGAUGGAUUUUCAAAAUACGCAUUCAAAAAGAAAAUCCUAUCAGAAUGAUUGAAAAAGAAUGAAAAUAACCCACAAAAUGUACGACAUGCGUUAGAAAAACAACUAUUUAUCAACAUCAUAGCGUUACUUGUAAAGCUCCGUGGGAGUGGUGACGAGAAACUUGCUUCGAACUUCACCUCAUCUUGGAAGAAAACUGUGUCAAGAUGAGUAAAUUGUCAUUUCGAGCUCGCCAACUGGAUUCUAACAAACCGCUUCCCGUGUAUGGUUUUGAGGAGCUGCCAGAUUUGACAGAAUUGUCCACAAUAAAUCGCGCAGUGCCUCAAAUGCCAACGGGAAUGGAGAAAGAAGAGGAAACCGUAAGUUAUUUAUUUAUAAAUUAGGCUGACAUUGAUGAUAAUUAUUAAAAAAAUCAUUUUAUAUUAAUGGCUUGCAUAUAGUUUGCAGCCGUCCAUUUUACGUAUUAUUUUUGAAUUUUUAAGUAUGUUUUUCUUUGGAAAUUUACACUAUUUUGAAUUUGUAAGUCACGUGACCUUUACUCACUUGCAUCGGAAGUUGAUGAUCAUGAAUUAAAAUCUCGCGCCGAAAAUCGUAAAUCCGCGCGUCAGAUAUUUUUAUUUAAAAAUAAGUACAUUUUUUAUAGAAUUUUUACAGGAAAACUGUUGUUUGGCUAGAAAAAAUACUUGUAUGUGUGUAUAUUUGCAUAAAUUUAAAAUUUUGUUUUUAUUCUGUGAUAAAUUUGCAUAAUUAAUAUCUUAUUGUUUAUCCUUGUUGUUUGAUGUGCACCAGUCUUUGGUUCUGUGUCUAUAUUAUUUGUAAACCUGGCUUUAAUAGGCCAGAAAUCAUGGCUUGCCUAGGGACAAAACCUCACUUUCUCAUGUAAAGUGUAAGUUGGUCAUACAGACCUUUCCUGCAGAGAAAAUUAGACCAUUCCAGAAAAUAUCCGCACCUCCUCCACCAAGGAAAUUGUAGGUUAACCUCCCUACCCCAUUCGGAUGUCCUAAUACACUUACAAUUAUCAGAAACAAGUUGUUCUCCCCCGUCCAUACUGCAGAGAUUUCCUGCAUGUCAUUGGGGAGUGUCAAGUGUGGAUCUUUUCUGGAAUGACCCUUUCAACAUCCUAGUACAUUAUACUUUUACCAUGGGAGGGGUGUGGAUCUUUUCUGGAAGACAUACUAGGCAGGUGGUGGGUUUUUAAAAACAGUUUGAUGUUUUACAAGCCCUUUUAAAUUUGGGUGACAUCUUGUGUUCAGUGUGCAAAUAUAUUGUGAUGUUAAUUCCAGUCGCAACCCUGUUGUGUGCAAAACAUAAUGAAGGUAUAAUGAAAAUGUGUAAGAAAAGACAGGGCUUGAAAUAACAGUCGGCAAGAAAUUGCUUAUGAUCGGCAGAAAAGCAGGGUUUCGGUUUCCAACCUGAAAAAAGCAGGGAAAGUCAUGACUGCCGAUCACCAUGAUCGGGAUCUUUGGGAACGUUAUUUCAAGCCUUGAAAGAAAAAAUAGGUACAUUCAGCAUACAUGUUUUAGUGCAAAGAUGAUGUUGUUGACUGCAGUUUUAUUGUUGUUGGUAUUAUUGAGUUGUUUUUGGUGAUGAUAUUGCUCAGUUUGUGGCUAUAUUUGCCUCAUGAAAUGAAUGUACUGGUCAUUGAUUAGUCCCACGCUAACACACACAAACUUAUUUAUACAUAUACAUUCAGCUCACACCCCAUCAAAGCAUAUUUUCACAUAUAUAUGGGGGGGGGGGUAUUUGGCCUGGAGGCUCCACUUGUUAGUGGCUCAGAUGGGGCCCUAACCUUACCCUGAGUGUCCUAAAUCUUACUCUGGGGAGUGUACAGUGGACUCUAAUCUUGGUUUUGCCCCCCCCCCCCAUUGUAAAAUACUUAAAAUAUGCACUGCUCCCCAUUGAGGGUUUUCAGUGACCGAUUACAUCAAGUAUUAUGCUUACUUAUAUUACCUACCUUGCCUACCUAGAGUAGACCAUUUAUCUUUACAACAAUUGUGAUAUUGAGGGUCGUAGUGAAGAGGCAGGGGAGGUGUAGUAUCGCAUUUGCCAACAACAUUUCAGCCGCUAAUUAAUCUUUCUUUUCUCAAAAUUGGGGGGGGGGGGUAAAAAAAUUAUCAAAAUUUUUGCUAUACUAUUACUUAUUAAUCCAAGCCACUCAAAUAUUUUAACUGACUACGAGAAUGAUUUGCCAAUAAGGGAGUGUCACCCCACACCUCUAUAGCUACAGCCCUCAUGAUAUGACUUUCCUGACUAUGUUUAUCCGAACCCACCCUGUUAACUUUCCCUGUGGGAGGAACCCGGAGAAAACCCACAACUUUUGGCAGAGCAUUGACUGACAUCACCGACUCUUUUCCCACAAGUCUGUAGCAAGAAUCACUACUGACUCCACAUCAGAUGAUAAGGAGAAUAUUAAUGCAUUGUGUCUUGAUGUGCCCUACUUUAUCAUUUUACUCUUUUUAAUACCAGACUAUUUUAAUCAUUACAGGGCUAAUGAUCAUUUGUGGAAAAGAGCAUGGUGUAAUGAGGGGGGGGGGGGUAACUUUGAAUAUACAGUUAUAUCAACACGAGUGGAAAUUGGGAGAACGAAAAAUUGUGUGGAGUUUUCCCAAUUUCCACGAGUGUUGAUAUAUUAACUGUAUAUCAAUACGGAAAAGUGUUUUAUAUUUUUUUUAUAAUAAAUAUAGCACAAAGAAAAAUAAAGAAAUUUUCCGUGUUGACAUUGAAUUAAUUCAACACGGCUCCUAGCAAAUCAGUGUUCAGAAUUUACAAAAUGCUAUAUUGUAAAUUCUCACAACACUAGGCAUAUUUCAUACAUACUGUACCACUUAUGUGCCAUUCUUGCACAAAUGUAAUGUAAUAUUAAGUCAUUAAGAGAAAGUAUUUAUUAUUGACGUAUAAAACACUGGAAAAUGUUUUAUAUAAUACGUUUUAUGGCUAUUUUAGUAAACAUAAUUAAAUAUGCAAUGAACCUAUACUUUAUUUGAACACAAGUCAACAUGAAGGGGGGGGGGGUUAUUAAAUUACACAUUUUCAGAACGAAGGCUGCUUUCCAUCUGCAUUGUUAGACAGUAUUUAUAAAAAAUAACCCUUUCCAUUUUCUUUUGAAUGAUAAAGAAAUUGUUAUUUUAGGAGCACCAUCUUCAACGAGCUAUCUCAGCCCAGCAGGUGUAUGGUGACAAACAACAACUUGUUAUUCCUACUCCUGAGACCAAGCCAGUUGAUGUUGAUACUUCGCUCAUUGAUGACAGUGAAGACGACUUCAAAAUGCCAAAGCAGUAUAUUCAUAUACAAGGUUAGAACCUUGUCCAUAAUGCUGCAAUCAGCAGAUUGAUUCAACUACCUGAAAGAUUACAAGUAAAACUUCAACGUUUUGAACGAAGGCCUUUCGUCUGCACUUCCCAACGAACAGCCUUCGCUUGAAAUGUUGAAGUUUUACUAAUGUAUUUUUCAGAAGUGGUGUUUUUAUCACUACCUAUGUUCGUAUGUCAAGUUUAUCUUUGCAAUCAGACACAGUAUACUGUACUAUAAAGGUCAAAGGAGCUGUUACAGUAUCAAAAUGCUGAAGAUUUCAAUUUACUGUUUCGGACCUUCUGGUCAAUGAUUUUGUGUUAAAACAAAUAUAUUGCAAAACACCACUUCUCUCCAUUUUAUAGUUAUGAUGUCAUGCCUCUGGGAAAGCUUUAUGAUGUCAUAAGUUUUUUCCCACUCCCCUGUCAACGUCUUGGUGGUCAUGUAAUGCAAGUUACUGUUUUGUAAAAAAAUGUUUAAAUGAAUUUUUGCAGCUCUUGGUGUUGAAGAUGAACGGCCUGAAUAUGACAUGGAUGAUGAGGACUCGGAAUGGUUGACAAACUUUAACAAGGAUAAGGCAAGCUAGGACAGAUGAUAGUACUGUUGAGUGAAAUGAGGGACUUACCCAUGUCUGUUGUUGCCUUCCAUGCAAAAUAACCCGAAUAUAUACAUCUGGGUGCAUUACAUGUGUUUGGGGUCAGAAGAUAUUGUUCAUCUAUCCUUUGAUAAAAUGUGUACUUGUUUUAUGCCAAACAUGAUUUUUUGGGUCAAUUUCCCAAUGAAGUAAUUUAUACAUAAUAUAUUAACAUUUACUAAUGUAGGAGAAGGUUUCAAAUGAAAAGUUUGAACAUCUUAUUGAUAAGCUGGAGAAAGGUUCUGGAAGUGAGGUAUGCAAGUUCUAGACACUAUAUUAGCACUCAUUGCAUUCUUAAAAACAAAGAAACAAGCAAAGGUUGUACAGCUUUGCACAGAGUGUACAGCUUUGAAAAUUUACUGUACUGUGAAACAGGGUUUGAAAUUUGCAGUAUCCUAAUAUCCACAGGAAACUUAAAUUUAGUUUUGGAUACCAAACUGUGAAUAACUUGUUUAGGAACUGGAUAUUACAAAAUUUGAAACAGUGGUGGUUUCCAAAAAGCUUUAAAUGCUACAGGUGUGCCUUCUUGAAAAUAAGCAGCCUUUCAUUUCCAACAUGGUGGCCUAGUUGUUGAGUCUCCUAUUGUUAUUGUGAUUUAUAACAAUGAGAGACAUGUGCUAUAUACUUGAUGGUUCCAGGGUACAGUAUCAUGAAUUGGGAUACUGGAUUCUUAGAUGGGAUACUUUGAAUCCUGGUAUCCCAGUGGGGAAAAAGGUUUUUAGUUAAACAAAGUAGUACACAAAUGUUGCACAUGAUUUCCUUCUGAAAAUAUUUGUCAACAAUGUAACAGUAGUAAGUAUUUCUGUAAGCCCAAUGUAAUACAGUCCAAUGUAUAUUUGUUGUUCUACUCUUGACAGGUGUUGUCGUUAACUGCUGCCAGAGCUCUGAUAAAGGAUGAAGAAUAUUUAGAACCUGUGUACAAUUACUGGGUGAAGAAACACAGCAGAAGUUGUAUGAAUGGUUUAAUUCUUACACUCAAGUCAGAGAAAAAGGAUGCGUCAUCACCGAAUGAUCCAUACAUAGCUUUCAGACGGAGGAUUGAGAAGAUGCAGACGAGAAAGGUAAUGGAUAUGCCUGGUGUCAAUGUGCCUGAAUGCAUCCCACCAAGCAGUGGCCGACACAUCGUCAAUUAUAAGGGGGCGAGUGAGUAGUGAUUGACAGAUUGCGCCACAAUCGGAAAUUACAGAUUAUUCAUGCAACAAUUUACCCGAUACCGAUUUUAUAAUGACGUCAUAAUGUCGACCGAAUAAGGUGACGUCAUUCCUUUCGAUUUUUUAACGAUAAUUUCCGUAAUUUGUUACGAAAGUUCGUUCGUUCAUAAAUGACAAGCUUCAUAUAUUAAUUUCGUAGCGGCAACAUAUUGCAAUGCCGGUUUUAUACAAUCAGAAAUACAGAUAAUUCUAGCGAUUAUGGGUGAGUCACUGCUGGCGUGUCUGUAUUUCAUAUAUGUAUUGUGUUUGAACUAUGAUAUCAAUCAUUUUGUUUAGAACCGGAAGAAUGAAGAGUUAUCGUACGAAAAAAUGUUGAAGCUACGGAGAGAUUUGAACACUGCAUGGUAUGUAUUGCAGCAAAGUCUUGCAAAAAUCUAAAAUGCGUUGGAAUAGCUAUUAUUAAAUCGAGCUGGAGCACGCGUUCGUUCUUUUGAUAGUUGGCACUUGGCAAUGGACCUAUUCCCUAAUGAACAAAUUUUGAUCUAGACAAGUCUAGACAAAAAUUUCAUCACAGCUUGAAAGAGCAUCACAAAAUUAUUUCGUUGCGAAAUGUUGUAAAAUGCGGAUAAUAUAGCCCUGCGAAGUUUGCCGUUUUUCGGUCAUUUUCACGCACGGGAAAUUGAUACCACUUUCUGAAAAAAAGUUUGACUUGUUGAGAUCAAAAUUUUGUUCAUUAGGGAAUAGGUCCAUUGGCAAUAAAAGAAGCACGACCAAUGGCAAAAUUCGCACGGUGCUCGUUUGCAAAAACAACUGCAAACUGCUCUAAUUCUUUCUGUCACUUUUAUUUUAUCUCAUCCGUGAGCCGGCCUCAAUGGCCAUUGAUCUGACUUGCUUGUGAAAACUUUGUUGUUGAUCAUUACAUUGUCUCAUCUAGUACAAUUGACUGCCUCAGAUGUUCUAGCCCUUGCUUGAGUUAAAUAACCUUCAUAAUAAGAAAGCUUCAGAUUGAUAGGAAUACAACUACCUGAAAAAUACAAGGAGAACUUCGACGUUUCGAGGCCCUUCAUCGGGAAGUUAGUAGCCAGUUGUCGUCGUAUUGAGGUAGUUGUAUCCCUAUCCAGCUUUCUUGCCACUGCCUACACUGGCACAGAAUGUUUUAACCUUGAUACUGCAUGUCUAGCACAAUUCUUGACAUGGUGAAGAGACGGGAACAAAGAAAGAAGGAUGUUCUACAAAUUACAGUGGAUGUUUUUGAUUUCAGGUAUGGCAUCCUAACACAGAGUAUUUACAUACGGAGGUCUCACUUCUGCGGGAAAACCGUAAGGUAGUUUUUACCAAAAUAGUUGGCAGCCAUGUUCUUGGCAAAGAGAGGCGUUUACCCCCUGGAACAUUAAAUUUCAGUGUGUGUUCAAGGGGAGUGACGACCUCUCUUUGGAGCACUUGCUAAGAACAUGGCGGACUGAAAAAAUCCCUUACGCUAAAUUAACUUGAAGUGAGACUUCUGUAUGUAAGUACUCUGUGAUCAUAAUCUCUUGGGAAAACGUAUAUUAAGCCAUUUUCCACUAGGCGAAUUUGUUCGCACGAAGCGAAAAACAAAUCUUGGCAAUGUGAUUGGUUAGCGAAGAAAUUCGCUCCUACUUUUUUACUGUUCGUGCGAGCAAAUUCGUCUGGUGGAAAGUGGGCUUUACCAAAACCGCGGAUCCUUCCUCUCGCCCACGUGUCAUAUUUUCGUGUCAAAACAUUCAGAGUCCGGUUGUGUCGAGAAUGACGUAAUAAGAACAAUAUACGGACACGUGAUAGUCCCGCGGGUUGCGUGGAAUUCUUCUGGGAAAAAGCAUGCUUUCCGGGUAUUGUUAAAUUAUCGCUGUUUGGUGAAAAUAAGACUAUUUUGUGUGAGAAAUUAUGCACGUUUUUUAAGAUGAGUGAACUAACUAUUUACAACAGUUGUCCCAAAGUUGGUUAGCUUUCACCAACAAAUUCUUCGAAGCAAUCUACCCAGAAGUCUUGUCUGGAUGAAGAUAAAACGUUUACUUGCCCGUCAUGAUAUUCACUUGCCGCGGGCAAGUGGGCGAAACGUUGACAUUUUCCUUGUAUUCUUCAGGUAGUCGAAUCUCUAUCAAUCCGCAGCUUUCUGGUGUCACUACUGUACCUACGCUGACCGUUUGACAUUUUAGCAAUAGUAGGCGUAGGAAUGUAGUCACAUUCCUGAAUGGUUUGACACGAAAACAAGACACUUUUUAGGACGAGAGGAAGAAUACGCGGUAAUACUGUAUCCGUCACCAAAUUAGUGCUGUGCAAACUCCGGCUUUUUCACCUCCGGCUAAAAAACUCCAGCAGAAAGUUUCUAGCUCCGACACAUUCGUAAUUUAAUGAAAAUUUCACCUUUCAAAGUGGAAGCACUGUCUUUGUUUUUGAUUUAACACUUCGCAUGAACAUUUCGUACUAUGUUUGUGCCAAGCCUAUACGCAGUAUCAAUAGCUCAAUGCAAGUAUUUACUUUUUCGUCGAUGGAUUCAGGUUUUUCGCCGAUGUCCGACAGUAGUUUGCAGCACAAAUACGUGCUGCCGGAGUUUUGGCGGAAUUAAACAAACUCGGACUCCAGCUCCGGCAAAAUAGGCCAAUACUCCGUCUCCGGCAAAAUAGGCCAAUACUCCGGCGCACAGCACAGCACUACACCAAAUUAAUAGUCUCUUUCCUGUAGCAUUGUCAAUUGCCAUUUGUUUAUGAAAAUUUGCUUGUCUUUUUCUGUUUAGAUAUAAAUCAGGCGAUUUCACUGGGCAGUUGUUAACUCAAUGUCUGGAGUUGUUAAAGAUUCAAGAAACCAAUAAUGUUCCAUUGUAUGGAGGAGCUACGACUGCAACUGGCAACAGAAUUACCCCGGGCUCUGAAACACAUGACAAGGAUGAACGGGUAAAUAUACUUGAGUUAAGGCAAACGUCCCCAGCAAGGGCUUCGCUAUGGAGUCUCGCUUUCGUCUUAUUUCUCGUGAUAUACUUACGAAAUGCGGUCCUACCACUAAACAAUAAUCUACAAGAGCUUUACUGCAAUAACCAGGUCACUAGUAACAAAACUGGAGUCUCUACAGCCAAGUCUCAAUCGUGAAAACGAGACUCUCUCGCCAAUUAGGGCCUGUUCAUAUGAGCUGGGCUGUCUCGCAAGUGGCGAGAUCUCGCCUCGUAUAUUGUUUUUAUAUGUUUUUGAGAUUUGAUUCACAUGAGAACCGUGCUGGCCCGGUUUGCCGAGAUCUCGCCUUCCCGGGCUCAUAUAUGAACACACUUAGUGGAAAUUGUGUCACAACGCACCAUGCUUUAUUUUGUCUAGAAAGCAUCUAAGAAUUCAAAACAAGUAAGAAGUCAACAAUAUUAAGACUUCUGUCAAUAAAAAUACCAUUUUUCAAAACUAAAAAAUAUUGCGUUCCAGCCAAAAAUCACGCGGGAAUUUCUAUAGCGCUUUGCCUGGCUAGCCCGCCUCAUGUGAAACAAAUAACAACUUGGGCCAACACGGCUCAUAUGAACAGGCCCUUAGCCAUAGUGGCAUGCAUACUUUUAGUAAGGUCUUUUAAAUUAUAUGUACAGUAUCUGAUGUGUGUCAUUUGCUCAUGUGUUCUUUAUUUUUUACAAGACUGAAGAUGUUAAAUACCGAAGAGGCGAUAUUUUUGCUGAGUUCAAGUAAGUCUAGCGCAGAUUUUGUAUCAACUAAGAUAUUUACACAACUCAUUUCAGUGAGAGAAUUUCAACCAUGUUUUCUUAAGUGCCCAAGUCAAACGAAAAUUUGACUCCCAGCAGGCCUCAAAAUAAAUCUGGAUGUUAUGUCGGAAACUAUAUUUAGCUUUUUUAUUAUCGCGUGGGACAUGCGAGUAUACUCGCGGACAGUCGGACAGCUCCGGAAUAUACCGUUGAGAAUGUUUACAUGGCGAGGGAUUCGGGAAAGAACACAGCGAAGCAUGAGAUUUUUGUCAAUAAAACUAUAGAAAUACCCAGUGUUUGUAAUUUUAAUUUAUGUUGGGAAUCAACGGGAGGCAAUUCUCAACAACUGGCACCUCCGGGAUGGGAUUUGUGAGAUUUUAAGCUCGAACAAGAGCAAGAACCUAGCAUAUUUAUCGAGUGACAAAUCGAAACUAAACGACAGCGUACAAACUACAGUGAUAUACGGCCGCUAUUUAUCGAGUGAUGAAGUGAAAGAAAAGCAUGGAGACAAAACUACAAGAGCUUGAUGGGAAACUACGAACAUUAAAAUUUACGUUGGGUAAAAGCGAACAAGAAAUCGAAACGAGAAACCUCGAUGUGAUAACUAGACACGAAGCGUCAAUCAAAGGUAAAAUCGAAGCGAGUCACGCCUUAAAAGAUGACAUUAUAGAAUUGAAAUUCGGUCAGAAACAAACUGAAGAGCAAGUGCAAGAAUGGCUUGUCGACAUUGAAGGAACUUUGAAAACGGCCGACGAGAAAUUGUUAGAAUUAAAACGAAUAAAAGAAAAUAUAGCGAAGGAAAACCAGGCCGUUGAAUUGGCCGAAUCAGUUAAACAAGAGAGGGCAAUCGAGGACGAAAAGCACGAACAAAAAAUGAGUCACGAACGUGAACUUUAUGAACAACAGCUAAAGUUUCAGAAGGUGUUAGCAACGGGACAGCAAAACCAAGUAAAGAAAGCGGCGUCGACAAAAUUACCGAAGCUAUCUAUUACGCAGUUCGAUGGGAAAUGUGCGAAUUGGCCACCCUUUUGGAACAAAUUUGUUGCUGAAAUUGACGGUGCCGAUUUGUCGCCUGUUACGAAGUUUACCUAUUUGAAAGAGUUUGUUAAGCCGAAGGUGAGAGCUGAUAUCGAUGGGUUGCCUCUAACCGUAGAGGGGUAUGAAAGGGCAAAAAAUAUCUUAAAAGGAGAGUACGGCAAACCGAGCGAAAUUGUCAAUGCCUAUGUCCAGAACAUUCUCGAGUUACCAGUGGUGAAAAGUACUGAUCCAGGUGAGAUAAACAAUUUCUAUAAAAUUCUGCUUUUUAAUGUACAAUCACUUGAAACAAUGGGAAAAGUUGAGCGUGUGAAUGGAAUGACACGAAGUGUGCUUGACAAAUUGCCAGGGAUAAAGAGUGACCUAGUGAGAGGACAAGGGAAUUGGCAAGAAUGGGAUUUAGCACAUCUUAGAGCUUUAAAACAAUGGAGGGACAUAAACCUUAGUGAUAAAGAGAUUGUCAAGGACGGUGACAAAGAGAGACGAAAGGGGAGUAGACGAGAAAGUCUAUUUAAUGCCAAUGCCCGUAAACGCCCUUGUGUGUAUUGUGAUGACGUCAGCCAUGGUUCACGAGAGUGUACACGCGUGGUGAGUGUGGAUGACAGGAAGGGGAUUCUAGCCAGGAAGAAAUUGUGUUUUAAUUGUACGGGCCUAAAACACCGAGCUAAUGAGUGUCGAAGUACAACUGUUUGUCAGAAGUGCAACCUAAAGCACCACACUUCGAUAUGCACUGUGAAGGAAAGUCUUAAGGUAGCGACAGGGGGGAGUGCAAGUCAAGUGGUAUACCCAGUCGUCGACGUAAGCGUUGAGGGUGUGAUAUGUCGAGCACUACUUGACACAGGAGCAGGAAGCUCUUAUGCUUCUGCUGCUCUCUUGGACAAACUUCCAAGACGAUCUCAAUCCAAAGAAGUUCGACAAAUAGAAAUGAUGUUGGGUUCGACUAUUCGUGAAGUGUCUAUUUCUACCAUCAGCGUGGGAGCUACUGACAACAGUUUUAAGAUGGAUGUUGAAGUGACAAGAGUCGAACGCGGAAACCUACUAAUGAUCGCCAAUCCAAAUUACCAAACUCUGGUUGAUUCGUAUCGUCAUCUCGAGGGAGUAAGUAUGGAGGACAACGAUACUAAACCCCUUCUACCAGUACAUCUCAUCCUGGGCGCCAGCGCGUACGCAGCUAUCAAGACAGCAGAACCACCCCGUGUUGGUCUCCCAGGAGAACCGGUAGCGGAGAAGACCAGGUUCGGAUGGACAAUGAUGUCUCCGGGUAAGGAAUUCGACCACUCAAAGAUGCUUCUGACACAGACAAGCCAGUCAGAUUACGAGGACUUAUGUAGAUUGGACGUAUUGGGGCUGGAGGACAAGCCUGAACAUGAUCAAUAUGCGGUCCAUGCAGAAUUUCGUGAGCAGCUAGUACGACAUCAGGAAGGGUGGUACGAGACAGGUUUACUUUGGAAAGGGAGCCACCCCCCUCUACCAAAUAAUAAAACAGGCAGUUUACGGCGACUAACGCAACUCCAUAACAAGCUACAACGGAUGGAAAUGACGGAGAAGUAUGCAGAGGUGAUCAAUCAACAAAAGUCAGAGGGGAUAGUGGAAUCUGCAACCGAACCACCAACCGGGAAAGAAUUUUACAUACCCCACAAACCUGUUAUGAGAACACAAGCUGAGUCAACCAAACUACGCGUUGUUUACGAUGCUUCAGCUCGAGAAAACACACAAGAACCAAGCCUUAAUGAUUGUCUUUAUGCAGGACCUCCGCUUCAAAAUCGGUUGUGGAACGUGUUGGUACGCAUUCGUUUUCACCCAGUUGCAGUGACCGGGGACAUUAAACAGGCUUUUUUACAAGUCCGUAUCAGGAAAGCAGAGAGAGACUCACUCAGAUUCCAUUGGAAGUCCAAUAAACAGUCGUUAGUCGAAACAUUGAGAUUCACGCGAGCGCUAUUUGGUCUAGUGUGUUCGCCGUUCCUUCUCGGCGGUGUCGUCGAACGUCACCUGGAAUCGUGGAAAGAACGUGAACCAGAGCUGGUCGCUGAAAUCCGUAGAAGCCUUUAUGUUGACGACCUACUGAGUGGUAAGCCAACCGUAGCAGAAGCAAAGGAUUUGAAGGAAGGAGCUAUUAAGAUUUUUCAAGAUGCCAAGUUCACAUUACACAAAUGGCAUUCAAAUGAUCCUGAGUUGGAAAGCGAACAGUCCAGCGUGGAGACGGAGAAUACCUUUGCCAAACAGCAACUUGGUGCACCAACCGAUCCGGAGUCAAGUCUUCUCGGCCUGUCCUGGAACAAGGAAGCUGAUGAGUUCAGUGUUGUGGUCCCCGAUAUGAAACCGAACGUGACUAAGAGAGAACUUUUGAGCAAUCUAGCAAGCAUUUAUGAUCCCUUGGGCCUUGUAGCACCUGUGACACUCAAGGGAAAGACAAUCUACCGAGAAACGUGCAAGGCAAAAACAGCAUGGGAUGCAUCACUUCCAGAACCACAAGCAGCAGAAUAUGGUCGAUGGGUAAGGGAACUGCCUAGACGUGUAACUGUACCGAGAGCCUUGACAACUCAGCGCGAAGCUGUAGAAGAAAUUGAGCUGCACACAUUCGGGGAUGCAAGUGGGAAAGGAGUUUGUGCAGCCCUUUAUGCAAUUGUGAAACAAGGUGAUGAAACCAACGUGGGUUUAGUCGCUGCCAGAGCAAGAUUAGCUAAACAGGACUUGAGCAUACCUCGCCUAGAACUUGUUUCCGCCCAUAUGGCAGCAAAUCUGAUGAUGAAUGUUCAACAAGCGCUUGAUGGAAUGCCUGUUACGGGAACCUACGGAUGGUUAGACAGCACGGUAGCGCUGCAGUGGUUAAAAGGGGGAGGAGAAUAUAAACAAUUUGUGGCCAAUCGGGUGAGAAAGAUUCAAGCUUGCCCAGAUAUAAUUUGGCGUCAUGUCCCAAGUCAAGACAACCCUGCUGACCUGGGAAGUCGGGGAGGACAGGUGACUGGAAAUCUACUGUGGUGGAAAGGACCUCCGUGGUUGACCAAUCAGAGCGAGUGGCCAAGAGAUAUAGUAACGACUGCAACCCAUGAAAGCGAAGCCGAAGCCAAAGCGACAAGAGCAGUGUUCAAGUUAGCUGUAGAACCAACCAACCCACCUGAUGAAAUCUUGACAAAGUUUUCCCUCAACAAAGCUGUGAGAGUAAACGCAUGGAUUUCUCGAUUUGUGUAUAAUUGUCGAGCGAAAGCAACUAAGAAAGAGACACGGUCGGGGCCGUUGACAACGCAAGAGAUAAACGACCAACACAGCGCUUAUGUAAAACAAGCCCAAGCAAUUCUAGACGACAAAGUGAGCGACGAUAAGCAACGCCUGGGUGUACAAAUGAAUGAAGAUGGUAUGCUCGUGUGCAAAGGUCGGUUGCAAGGUCAAUACCCCGUAUUUUUACCGGACAGUCAUCUUUACACCACUAAACUCGUAGAAGAUGCGCAUCAACGCACGUUACACGGGGGAGUCGGGCUCACUAUGGCCAAGAUUAGAGAGAACGUUUGGGUGCCAAGGCUAAGACAACUUGUAAAGAAGACCGUAAAGGGAUGCCACGGGUGUCGACGAUUUCAUGCUAAGCCAGUUAGUAAACCACCUCCAGGAAACUUGCCCGUAGACCGAACAGAAGGUGAUCGUCCGUUUCAGGUCGUAGGCGUCGAUUUCGCCGGCCCCAUCAAGUAUCGCGUCACCAAAAAGACGGAAGGAAAGGCGUAUAUAACCCUCUACGCAUGUAGUCUAACGCGAGCCCUCUACCUAGAGUUAACCACGAGCAUGGAAACCGAUGAAUUUAUCCCUACCCUCAAGCGACUCAUCGCGAGGAAAGGCAGACCGGAAAAGAUUUAUUCCGACAACGCAAAGACCUUCGUUGCGGCAGCCAAGUGGUUGAAGAAGGCACAACAAGAUGAAAAAUUCAAUCAUUUCCUGGCCAACGAAAAAAUAAAAUGGCAGUUCAAUCUAAGUCGGGCCCCCUGGUGGGGGGGCCAAUUCGAACGUAUGGUCGGCUUGGUCAAGUCCGCGUUGUACAAGUCUAUUGGGAAUGGCUUCUUAACCAAGAAAGAACUCGAAGAUGUCCUUCUAGACAUUGAAACAACAUUGAACAACAGACCUCUAGGGUACCAAGAAGAUGAUAUCCAAAUGCCAACAUUGACACCGAACAGUUUGCAGUUUGUUGGAUCGACCCACCUUCCGGAACCCGAACAUUACCACGAAGCCGAUCCUGACCUACGUAAACGCGCGAAAUACCUAAAGAAAUGUAAAGAUCACAUGUGGAACAGGUGGACGAAAGAGUACCUACGAGCCUUACGAGAACGACAUAAUUUAAAACAUGAUACGAAGCCAUUCAGCCUAGCUGUGGGUGAUGUCGUCAUAAUUUAUUCUGAAGAGCGCAAUAGAGGAAAGUGGCCGCUCGGAAUGGUUCAGGAACUUUACCCAGGAAGAGACGGGGUCGUUCGAGCAGCGAAAAUAAAGACGGGAAACGGUCAUUUAGAGAGAGCAGUCAAUCUACUCUACCCACUUGAACUGUCGUGUGACAUAAGACCAUCAACCGGUAGUGAAAACCUCAAUCCAGAAGCUGCAGUAUUUCGACCAACCCGCGAGGCAGCGGUCACCGCAAGGUUACGCAUCCAAGAGCAAGCGAACGAUGAUGAAAUUUGAACAAGAAAUUGAACAUAGUAUAUCCUUUUGAGACGUUAAAGUUUAUAUCUAAUAGAUGACAUUUAGUAGACCUUACAUUAGUAACAUUGAGAUUAUUUAAGUUUCCUUUCAGUACAUAUACCUUCAAGAAGCUAUAUGGGGGGAGAGUGUCGGAAACUAUAUUUAGCUUUUUUAUUAUCGCGUGGGACAUGCGAGUAUACUCGCGGACAGUCGGACAGCUCCGGAAUAUACCGUUGAGAAUGUUUACAUAGCGAGGGAUUCGGGAAAGAACACAGCGAAGCAUGAGAUUUUUGUCAAUAAAACUAUAGAAAUACCCAGUGUUUGUAAUUUUAAUUUAUGUUGGGAAUCAACGGGAGGCAAUUCUCAACAGUUAUACCGGUCAUUAUGACCGGUGAAUCACUAAAUUUACUUGUCACAGCGGAAUUUAUGCCGGUCAUUGUCAUUCCUUAGCUUCUUUCCCCCCUCAUCUUUCGCGUGACUCGUAACAAUUGUGCAUUUUAAUUGUGCAUUUUAAUUGUAUUUGUAUACAAAUUGUGCAUUUUAAUUGUGCAUUUUAAUUGUAUUUGUAUACAAAGUAGAAGUAUGCAUGGUGAUUAUCAAAGCUGUAGUAGUAAUUGCAGCGCAAUUUACACAUGAAUAUUUCGUAUUUGGACGCUGACAAACAGAGCAAUUGUUUGCCAUGCCUGUUUGUUAAGUCGCAAAUGACAACUGUAAUUUGAGUUGAGUUGCGAGCAUGCUGCAAGGCUGCAUUCCAGUUACGCGUUCUCACGCACGUAAAAGUUGAAAUCGCUUGACAUCCUACUUAUGAAAUAACUAAAUUUAUAAAAGGACAGCAUUCAGUUUUGUGUAUGAUUUAAUGUGUAUUUGUUAAGGUUAUUUGCACUAAUAUGAAAGAUUUAAACUUUUCUGUCGCACGUGUGAAAAACGCGUAACUGGAGAACAGCCCUUAGGCACAAUGCAUGGUCAAUGCUUGCGGUAUAUCGUAUCCGUACGACAAAAUGUGUCACUUCGCCGCCCUUAUUAGCCUGCGCAGACGGACAUACACUUCUUUGGAAACUUGGAAAUCAACAUUCAACAAUCUGCUCCAUUUUUGAACGUAUGUUUUUAUUAAAAAAAUUACCGGUCACGCAUGUCCGCCAGGCGACGAUAUUUGCCGAUCAAACUGAAAUUUUACCGAUCAGUGACCGGUGACCGGCACUUAUUUCGAGGCCUGACUCCCAGUGCUGGAAAAUGUCCGGCAGUACCGCUGCCAGGAAUUUUUUAAUAAAAUUUAAUUACAUCCAGCAGGAAAUUUUUGUAAUCUUAUAUAUUGAAAUGCCAUACAAUUUGCCUGUUGAUUUAAAAUUCCAAAUGUAUUUUUGAAAUGAAAUUGUCAUGUGUGGAGGUGGUAAUACAGCACACUAUCUGAAACCUAGAUAUGCGGAAAGUUUUAGGCUACAUUUGAUUUACACAAGAAAUAUUUAUUUUGGGAUUGUGCUGCCUGGAAGAAAAAUCUUUUUCUAGGUCUGACUCUACCUAUUGAGCUAUGGAACAAACACCUUCUCGUAUGGACGGCGUUUAAGUCGUUAGGAAAAUCUUUCGUCACUUACAUUAGAUAAAACUCCAAUCCUGGCAGAGUAUAGGUAGAGCCGAGUAUAGGUAGAGCCGAGUAUAGGUAGAGCCGAGUAUAAGUAGAGCCGAGUAUAGGUAGAGCUGAGUAUAGGUAGAGCGGAGUAUAGGUAGAGCUGAGUUAGGUAGAGCGGAGGGCCGGUAGAGCUGAGUAUAGGUAGAGCUGAGUAUAGGUAGAGCGGAGGGCCGGUAGAGCUGAGGGCCGGAAUACCCGCGAAGGUGCGAGUUUAAAUUCCACUUGAGGCAAAUUUUCAUUUUACAUGGGCAGUGCAAUAAAGCUCUGAUGAAACGAGGAUGAGAGAGAGUGGGCGGCAGACGACGUUGGUUAACUGUUCUUAAUGCGGAAACAACUUUCAUCAACUUUCAAUCUCUCAUCCUCGUGUGACCGGGGCUGUAGGGAACAUGUUUGAAAUUUUCUCUUCGUGUUUCUCUGAGGUUGGGAAUGCAUGUAGUUACCAUAAGUAUAUACUGAAUUUAAAUGUUAUGGUAUUUACAGACGAAAACAACGGCUUACUCCUCAAAAUAUUGGCAGUCCGUACAAUCAGGUUAGUUGCUUAUUAAAUUUACUUCAUUCGCCAUUCUGAAGUUAAUGAAGAGACUGGAAACGAGUGUUAAAAACUAACAAAACGAAGAAAUCACUCGUUUGACUACAUUUGGUUAAAGAUGGUGUGAAUAAUGAGCUUUUAUUAACAAAUUACUAUGAAAUGUUUGGAGGUUUGGGGAAACGCGCGUCCGCCAAUAAAAUGUAAUUUUUGAAAGCUUGCUAUUCAUACCCUAUUUAUCCAAAUGUAGUCAACUUUUGUACUCGUUAAUUUUGAAGCGCUCUUUCCAUAUAUUCAUUUUGUUUUGUUACUUUUUAACACUCGGUCCCAGUCUCUUCAUAAACUUCGAAAUGGCUCACUUCGAUGUAAAACUCAUUUUCAAAAUUUUCGUUAUUCAAAAACGUUUUUCAGCCUGACCUUCCUUCCGAACCUGAUGACGAUGUUGAUGACCUAGAUGGUGUUUAUGCGUUUAAGAGAAGACGCGGUUGUCGAUACUUAGCGGUAGGUUUAUCAAUAAUGACUGUUGUACUCUUUAUCACACUCUAUUUAAUAUACGUAAUGAGCAACUUGAUCCAGUGGCGUUAUAAACACUGAAACGGUUCAAACGAGACAAUAGGAAGCUUAAACAUGCGACGAGGGGAGGUGUGGAUUAAAAAUUGUGUUUAUAUCAGUUUGUGGUAAUGUUCAACACAUAUGAUAAAACAUAAGAUUUUUAAUUUUUUUGCUUCCUUACACGAGCGCUAUGAUGCAAAAUGCCGGCAAAAUUAGUUCUACUAAUUCUCGGAUUAAACUCCGUAAUCGGAAACAGGCAGAAAGCUUGUACUUAAUGUUCUGAAUGUGACUAAGUAGCAAUCAUUGCAAGCUAUUUACGUCACAUUUAUACCUACAGUUGUGUACUGUGUAUAUGUACAGUAAUAAACCAUUGAGGUUUUACCGUUUGAUGUGAAUUUCAACACAACAAGCUGCCGAGGCUAUCCUCUAUGUCUUAUAUAGGACUAUAGGUGAUCCCAUAUUUCCAUAUUUAACUUCACUUUGUUUUUGGGUUUUAGCCUCGACUAGAAGGAAAUUGGCCAUGGGAAUGCCCUGGACAUCCUCAGUAUAGAUAUUCCUUAACGUCGUUAUCAAGACCCUCGAGAUUGCUUGGUUAUGCAAGGAGGAGAGUUGGCAGAGGUGGAAGGUCAGUUAUUCAUUUUACAUUUAUUUUGUUGGUAUCUGUCUUUAUUUUCUCGCGAAUGUUUUUCACCUCACGUCAUUGUUUGAAGUUCCCCAACUGUUUCAUUUAGUUACAGUCAAACCACUGACAGUAAUUGUACAGGCAUAACCUCGGCUAUAUUCUUUUAAUGUGUGUGUGUGACUGUGUGUGUGUGUGUGUGUGUGUGUGUGGGGGGGGGUGAUAAUCAUCCUUACUUGCAGCUGAACCUGACCGAGUCGAAGGCUUUCUAAGGGCGCCUCUGGCAGCCACCUUAUGACUCAUGUCUGAUCACAGAGCACAGCUACGGUGGAAGGGUCAGUUAGAGGGGCUGAUCCCAACCCACCCUGUCAACUCUCCCUGUGGGAGUCAUGUAGAGUUCGCGAGAAUCAAACCCACGACUUUCGGUAGAGCGUUGACUGACUCUUUUCACAUAAGUGUCAUGUAUGAGUUCGUAGCGAGAAUCAAACCCACGACUUUCGAUAGAGCGUUGACUGACUCUUUUCACAUAAGUGUCAUGUAUGAGUUCGUAGCGAGAAUCAAACCCACGACUUUCGGCAGAGCGUUGACUGACUCUUUUCACAUAAGUGUCAUGUAUGAGUUCGUAGCGAGAAUCAAACCCACGACUUUCGGCAGAGCGUUGACUGACUCUUUUCACAUAAGUGUCAUGUAUGAGUUCGUAGCGAGAAUCAAACCCACGACUUUCGGCAGAGCGUUGACUGACUCUUUUCACAUAAGUGUCAUGUAUGAGUUCGUAGCGAGAAUCAAACCCACGACUUUCGAUAGAGCGUUGACUGACUCUUUUCACAUAAGUGUCAUGUAUGAGUUCGUAGCGAGAAUCAAACCCACGACUUUCGAUAGAGCGUUGACUGACUCUUUUCACAUAAGUGUCAUGUAUGAGUUCGUAGCGAGAAUCAAACCCACGACUUUCGGUAGAGCGUUGACUGACUCUUUUCACAUAAGUGUCAUGUAUGAGUUCGUAGCGAGAAUCAAACCCACGACUUUCGGUAGAGCGUUGACUGACUCUUUUCACAUAAGUGUCAUGUAUGAGUUCGUAGCGAGAAUCAAACCCACGACUUUCGGUAGAGCGUUGACUGACUCUUUUCACAUAAGUGUCAUGUAUGAGUUCGUAGCGAGAAUCAAACCCACGACUUUCGAUAGAGCGUUGACUGACUCUUUUCACAUAAGUGUCAUGCAUGAGUUCGUAGCGAGAAUCAAACCCACGACUUUCGGUAGAGCGUUGACUGACUCUUUUCACAUAAGUGUCAUGUAUGAGUUCGUAGCGAGAAUCAAACCCACGAUCUCAGAGGUGAAAAGCGCUUGCUCUGACUCUUUUCACAUAAGUGUCAUGUAUGAGUUCGUAGCGAGAAUCAAACCCACGAUCUCAGAGGUGAAAAGCGCUUGCUCUGUCGAUUUUAAUCGUUUAGACUUACACUGUGUUUAAAGAUUUAUACGUUUAGUCUUUUAAUGUGUUUAAAGUGUCGAUUUUAAUUCUUUAGACUUACACUGUGUUUAAAGAUUUAUACGUUUAGUCUUUUAAUGUGUUUAAAGUGUCGAUUUUAAUCCUUAUAGACUUACACUGUGUUUAAAGAUUUAUACGUUUAGUCUUUUAAUGUGUUUAAAGUGUCGAUUUUAAUCGUUUAGACUUACACUGUGUUUAAAGAUUUAUACGUUUAGUCUUUUAAUGUGUUUAAAGUGUCGAUUUUAAUCCUUUAGACUUACACUGUGUUUAAAGAUUUAUACGUUUAGUCUUUUAAUGUGUUUAAAGUGUCGAUUUUAAUCGUUUAGACUUACACUGUGUUUAAAGAUUUAUACGUUUAGUCUUUUAAUGUGUUUAAAGUGUCGAUUUUAAGAGUUUAGAUCUUACACUGUGUUUAAAGAUUUAUACGUUUAGUCUUUUAAUGUGUUUAAAGUGUCGAUUUUGAAGAGAGUUAAAUCGAAUCAUACAAUAGUUCAAUAAAUUCUUCAAGUGAUCAAUAGACAAUCGUCUUGCUACUAUAUCACUAGUACUUUUGUUCGUUUCCUCUUUAAAACAUUAAUUGUCUGCAUUACUCGUUACCAAGAUUUUGCUUUUUUUGUUUAGAGUGCUAAUAGAUCGAGCGAGUUCUUCGUUAGACUGUCGACUGGAAGAACUUGGUUCGUUUCUUGAUUCAUCGAUAUCAUUACGAAACAGUUUCCACGAAUCAGAUCAUUAUAAGGAUGAACUGAAACCGACGAGUUGGUUAGUCAUGCAUUCUUCAUCUAUGUUCAUCAUGUCCUGCAACUGAUAUAGCCACUGUAUUUUAAACUUCUAGUCAUGGGCAGAAAGGUUUCGCCUGCUUUCAGUUCUAUAAAACAUCGCAGGUUUUGUCAUGGACUCUCUUCGGAGAACAGUUUAGAACUGAAAAGUUGUCCAGUUAAAAAAAGUUUAGUUUUGGUCUCCCCCCUGUAGGACGUGAUGGGCCCUUAUAGGAGUUCUCAGUGUUACAUACAGCUUGGAACUGUCAAAGCAAUCCAGGAUGAAUAAAGUUAGUUUAGUUUAUAGUAGCCAUUACUUUUACAGUUGCGAAUUAUACGCGAGGUUCAAAUCACUGUCUAAACAAUAUAUCAGCUAUUUCCAUGUAUUACAUGUGCAAUGUUUCGGGCACAAAGUCAAAUGAUAAUUUAAUCUUGGCAGAUUAUGGUACUACUCAACUACUGUCACAUAAAGCCUGUUUUCCACUUGAAUCGUAACGUACCGUAGCAUUUUCAUUUAUGUCGAAGUCAUCAGUUGCAUACUACCGCUCAGGAAACACAGAAAUACGCUAUGUUUCGGUACGAUUGAAGUGGAAAACUGGCUUAAGGUUUACACAAUUUAACAACACGGCUUAUUAUUUAGGAGGCAUUAUCGACCACGCAAUCCUCGUAUUGUGCCUGCAUCAAUGGACAAUAAUUUGGGACAUGCUAGCACAGCGGGUGAAGAUGUACGAGAAAAUGAAAAGCGGACAUCUCAACAAGAUAUCAUACAUGAUACACAGGACUAUAGACCAAGAGCUAAAGUUAGGAGAUCGUUCUCUACCCAACCGACUUCAAAAUUUACGCUAAACUCUGGCUUAUCAAACGGUGUAACUCAGAACUCGAAUAUUACAAACCCCUUAACUCCAGCUGAACGUGAUAAGAAUAACGUCAUUACAAAUGGGCCUACGGUUAAUAAUAACAAUUCUUCUCAAUUAUGGAAUGGAACUACAAAUGUUUCAGCCAAUAGGAAUACAUUUUCUACGGCUCCUAUGAAGGCCGUUUAUGCACUGAAUUUUCCACUGCCGUCGACAAACAGUAACUUUUCAAAUAAUCUACUUAAAGGAAGCAAUAAACAUGCAACGCUAACUACAUCUCGUCCUCCACGUUAUUCAUCAAGCCAUCGCCUUAGUCUACCAAAUACUCCUCUCAGUAGAAGGUAAAGUAAUCGAAAUAUUCUCUUACAUGAUAUAUUAAUCAAUGGUUUUAAGGCAUGUUGUCAAGCGUCACAGGCUUUCUACAACCUGAACUAAUACUGAAGAUUGUUUCUUGACAAAGUUGUUAAAACGUCUUGAUUGAGAAACAAUACCUAAGGUAUCAUAUACCUAUAUAAUACUGUAUAACCUCAGUGGCCUCAACAUGAAAAAUGUGUUCCAUAUUGAGCCUUCUCAUUUAAUCUAAUCGGCACACAUGUGUUUCUUUGUUGGGAAGGGAGAUUUCAUAAACCAGGCAUAAUUCUACAACCUUGAUUUGAAAAUUAGCCAAAGUGACGUAUUUUCUGGAAGAGUGUAUUCGAGGAGAACUUUGCUUGAUUUCAUUCGAAUUGUGAUCAUCCAAAUAAAUCAGUUCUACUUGACCGCUCACAAUUCAAAAGAAAUUGUUGACAGGGAAAUUUUUGAUGAAAAUGGAAGUCCAGCUUAACAGACUGACAAACUCUGAAUUUAAAGCGAUGCCUAACUUGAUUUGGGCACCGCAAGUUUUUCCUGCAACAGGGUACUAAAUAGAGGAUUUCCGAAAUAUCAGCUAGUUCUAGGCAGCCAUGUAAAAGAUUGAGUAAGAAAUCACCAAACGUGUUUGUGAUAAUGGUUGUUCAUUUCUUUUUCAGUAAUUCUGUGGACGAUAUGUUAGUAAGUCCAGUACACCAACCACCAGCAAUGAUGGUCAACGGGGCUGGAGUGAAAUGUCAAGACAUCACGUGACACCAGCACACUAAAAUCCUGAGAAUUAUAUAGUACACAAUGUACAGGUUGCCAUCCAUCCCUACAAAUAUAUUACGAAAUAUCAACAUUAGAAAACUUCUCAAGUAGUAACCAUCAUAUGUAGAAGAUUAUUGCAAUCUGGUCCUAUAGACAUCCUAUUUCACACAUGCAACCAUCCCGUAUUUUAGCCACAAAGAUCUGAUAAUAUACAAACGUUUCCUACAAUUACCACAUCUGGUCCACUCAUGCAACCAUCCCAUAUUUUCCCGAAAACGAGCCAUAAAAUGGUGGAGGAUAAUUGUCCAGUCAGUUGUGCCGAGAUCUUGGAUUGUAUGAAGAGAUCAGGCAAACGUUAUUGCGAGUAUCACAACAUUGGAGUUCUUUCCUUGAAAUUGAUACUGAAUCAUUUAAUUGGAGUCAACACGGUUUUUCCAUUGGAUUAUUUGACAUGCACGCACCUACAUUUACAUGCAAAAGAUUGGAGGAUGAAAAUUUUUAUAUCCAUUAAAUAACCUACUGUUUCAAUAACCUAAUUAAUAUUUGUCUUGAUGGAACGGCCGUCAUAGGUCGUUAUGGAAGACGCCACGUAUAGAAGAACUCCAGCGAGGUUGCAGUGGAAUUAAUACAUGGCAUUCGUUUCGGAUGUGUCGACGUUCGUCUCUGGAUUUUAAGAAAAUAAUGCAUACAUGGAAUGAAUAUUUUAAUACGGUGUUCUACCACAAGACACUUGCAGUUUGGCUGCUGCAUUACGAUUGGCACUGUUGAAGCUUUCAAAGAUUUGCAAUCAUGCCAUGGGACAUGCGAGGGGAGAGCAAUGGUGUAUUUAAAUGAAGCGCAAAUUUACCGUAAGUAAAAUUUAAGAACGGGAAUAGUCGCCAUUUUGGUAUCGCAUUGGCUGUCUUGAGAAAGUUACUCCAGUACUUCAACCUUUGUGCACGUUCCCCGAAAGAAAACAUUUUCCACCCCUGACAGCAAUUCAGUACACGAAUAGAGAAACGGAAUGCAUUGUGGGUACAUUGGGAGUGAAUCUUCCGCAACACUGGCAUUACCAAGUUCAGCAAUUCCAAAAUGGCUACUAGAAACAAAUAUCUUUUGCAAUGUGAUAUAAUAUAAAGUAUCUGGCUAUUUGCAUUGAGAAACCUAUUCUAAGUACAGAAGCAUACGUAUUCAAUCUGUCAGUUCGCUGUAAGUAUAUAAUGAUUACUGGAGAUGAAAACUCUACCUAAAACCAACUCGGAAGGCAGUGCUCAUUUUAAGGGUAUGUCUGGUUAUUCGUGUCUCGUUAAUGGAUUAGGAAUCCAUAAGGUGGGUCAACCCAUGGGUAAAGGCCGUUUUCCACUUCAACCGUAUCGUACGGAAGCAUAUUUCUUUGUUUCCUGAGCACUAGAGUGGAACUAAAUGACUUCGACAUAAAAGAAAAUGUUACGAUACGUUACGAUUUGGCUGAAGUGGAAAACGGUCUUUAGGCGAGACGUGUAUGGUGACAGUUUGUCUAUAAGAUGUACCAGGAUGAAUGUUGCCUUUCGAGUGUACUAUUGCAUACAAUUAUUUCAAUUAAGGUUGUCCCUGAGCAAAGGGGAAAAGCCGAAUACGAGCGCGAAAAGCUUGCUGGGAAUCGUUAAAAAAUUCAUUAAUUAUUUAGCGAUUCCCAGCAAACCUUUCGCGCUCGUAUUCGACUUUUCAGCUUUGCUUGGGGACAACGUUAAUUGAAAUAGCUGUAUAUUACUGUCCUAAAAUGAAAAUAGAUGCUGUAGAACUAUACCAAAACGUUCGUGCCGGAUAUCGAGGCACUACUUGAGUGUUGUCUACAAAUAUCCGAAAUAGACCUGAUCGCACGUUUAUACCCGUUGUCACUCAUUUCACAUUUUCGUAUUGAUGAUUUUCAAACGAUCCCUUGAGAUACGUAAUAUGACCAUGUUGGAUGAAAACACGCUCCAAAUACAAUAAGCUGCUAAUGAUAUUCUUUUGUCAGCGUUCCUCCAACAUGGCCUGACGUCAAGUGCAAACCAAGAAUAACUCGCAUUUCUAGUUGCAAAUGUUGUAAAUACCAACCUAAAAUGAACAUGAUUUGUGAUUGGCACCGUACAAAAGUGAUCAGUGUAUGUGACUCAUUGUUUUGAAAUUUAUUCUUUCGUUUUAUUGUUUCAUUGUUAUAAAUCAACUGUGAUUUUGGAACAUGAAUAAGAUACUUAAGCCUGGUUUACACAGUUUGAUCACAGGAAUUUUGCAUUGGUAAAUUCUAAGUUUUGAAAGGUUUGUGAGAAAUGUUUGAAGGAACUGAUUCAGUGUUGUAAGAAUGUUUGAGUAUUUAACACUGAGUCAGUUUCCUCAAACAUUUCUUAUAAAUCCUUCAAAACUUAGAAUUUACCUAUGCAAAAUUCCCACUGUGAUCACAGAAACUUUGAUAGUGUGAACCAGGUUUUAGGAAUUAGAGAGAAAAAGCGCGGGAAAAAGAGAGUCACAAAACUUGUUCAUAUAUUGGUGGCGACCCUGUGUUCUGAAAUGUAUAAGCAUCUAAACCUAACCAAACAUCUAAAUCAUAUCUGUGUCAGUGAGUGAAUUGGUUACGCGUUAGUCGAUUAGGUCUGUUACUAUUUUAGAAUAUUCUAACGUACUUGCCAUGUAUGAUCGAAGCAGAGUUUUAUUUUUUUAUUCACGAAAAUGAAUAAGUAUAGGUAGCUAAAUGUCCCCUUUGGAAAAUAUUUUAAGAUUUUCUUGUCAUAAAUCAAUGUACUAGUAUUGUAAAAUUCUUUCAUAUUUAUUCAAAGUAAAAACACUAGAAUACAGUUUGGCGUAAAAGCAUGAUGACUGACGUAUUUAUUUUUCAAAAAGGUUUUCUGUGGAUGACUUGCUUCCGUUUGGCCUCUCAUCUUAGUCAGUAUAAAGAUGAUUACGAUUGUCUACGAAGCUCGAUGAAAUAUAAUACAGAACUCGUUAUCCCUGUUGAUUUUCCUUAUUAAAAAAUAUGAUCAGUUCACUAUCACGUUACUUUUUUCGCUCAAGAAACCAAUAGCGAUGUUUAAAUUAACCAUUUUGUAAAGUCACGGAUGGGUAAUUAGACAUCCGUAUUUGCAUUUGCUGUUGUAUUUCAUCGAGUUUCCUAACAACUUUAAAUCUGGUUUUCCACUAGCGAAUUUUUCGAGCGAAGAUUUUUUCUUCCACCCCACGACCUACGGUUGGGACUACCCUUUCUCACGCCGCCAUUUUUGGGUGGCAUUUCAGCCGAAGUCUGCGAGAUAAGUCCACAUAACAGCGACUUUUUAUAAUUUUUUUGACAAAUGAUGGUAAAUUUGGUUAGUUUAUUUUGAAAAAUUGCUUUUCACAUUGUUUUAAUUGUCUAAGAAUUGGAUGUGCCACUAUUCAAUUUUAACAAUAGAAAUGUCUAUUCGCUCAAAAAAAUCGCUACUGGAAAACUGGCUUUAUAGACUAUUAUUAUGCUCUAUGAUCAACUGACAACUUUGAGAGUGAAAGUCACCUGCUGCAUUCCUGCCGAAUUUGGUUUUCAUAUGUAAUUUUGGAUAUUGAUAUCUAAAGAUAAUUGACGUUAAAAUAAAAGAUUCAAUACAAUCGAGAAAUUGACUUUACAAAAGUCACCAUAGACCAGAGUUAAGCCCAUUUUCCACUAGGCGAAUUUGUUCACGCGAAGCGAAAAACAAAUCUUGGCAAUGUGAUUGGUCAGCGAAAAAAUUCGCCGCGAAAAAGUUGGAUCAGUUCCUGCUUUUUUAUCGUUCGCGCGAACAAAUUCGCCCAGUGGAAAAUGGACUUUAAGGCCUAUCCACACGACACGAUUAUUGUCGUAUAUGAUUCUUAUUCUGGCCUGUAUAUGUGUAAUCGAAUAAACACAGGAAUUUCGCCAUAAACUUGAAUGAGGAGUUGUGUCGUCAGCAGUAAUUUUAUACACUUACCUUAGGCCAGGGUCGAACUUUUCAUGUGCCAAACCUAAUGUUAAUGAGCUAAGUUCUUUGUUUCACUUCAUUUGCAUUAGAUUAGGCAGAUGAAAAAGUUUGACCCAGGCCUAAAACAGACCUGGAAAGUCUUUAAUGUUCCUCAGAUUCAGAAGUUGCCUUGAAUUUGCCAUAUGACAGUACAUUACGCCAAAUAUGAACACACUUUAUAAUCUCAAACGACAGAUAAGAAAGUUUAUGUUUGAAAUUUUCACCCUCUGAGGAUCGUGCAAUGAAUUUGCCCAAAACGAGGAGGGUGGACCAGGGAGACGAUACCUUCCUCCUCUUUAAAUAUAUCAUGUGUGAAAAUGUUCCUCGAUCAAAGGUUCCUGCAGGUCCAGAAUGACAAUCGUAUGUGACUAGUUCGUGUAGAAAUGCCGAGUACCAUACACAGUAAAAAGUUGGUUAAUAUUCUGUAGAUUUGAUUGUGUCUAUAUUGAAUUAUAUGUAAAUAUGUAGGAAAUGAAUAUUUGUACAGCAGUUCAUACGUUGUUCUAGCUAGGCGUUUUGUAAUAAAUUCAUGUCGUAAUUAUGAUGCCAACCACGAAAAUAUAAACAUGUUUUAAC
This is a messenger RNA of Paramuricea clavata, 26479 nucleotides long. NCBI's taxonomy places the organism in Eukaryota, Metazoa, Cnidaria, Anthozoa, Malacalcyonacea, Plexauridae. The record is from the annotation of a GenBank genome assembly.